AUGCUGCUGGAAAAGCCUUCCCUGGUUGAUUGCCCUCUGCCUCCUCCUCUUUUAUCGCCCUCAGGGCAAUCGCAGGGUCCACCGACGCCACCCACCACCCCCAAAACCGACGUGCAGCCGGGCAAGGCUGACCUGAAGCGAGAGGGGCGCCCGCUGCCAGAGGGGGGCAGACAGCCCCCCAUCGACUUCCGCGACGUGGACAUCGGCGAGCUGAGCAGCGACGUCAUCUCCAACAUCGAGACCUUCGACGUGAACGAGUUCGACCAGUACCUGCCGCCCAAUGGCCACCCGGGGGUGCCGGCCACGCACGGCCAGGUCACCUACACGGGCAGCUACGGCAUCAGCAGCACGGCCGCCACCCCGGCGGGCGCUGGCCACGUGUGGAUGUCCAAGCAGCAGGCGCCGCCGCCGCCCCCGCAGGCGCCCCCGCCAGCCCCGCCGGCGCCCCCGCAGCCGCCCGCGCAGGCGCCCCCGCAGCCGCCCGCGCAGGCGCCCCCGCAGCCGCCCGCGCAGGCGCACACGCUGACCACGCUGAGCAGCGAGCCGGGCCAGGCCCAGCGAACGCACAUCAAGACGGAGCAGCUGAGUCCCAGCCACUACAGCGAGCAGCAACAACAUUCGCCUCAGCAGAUCGCCUACAGCCCCUUCAGCCUCCCGCACUACAGCCCGUCCUACCCGCCCAUCACGCGCUCGCAGUACGACUACACUGACCACCAGAACUCCGGCUCCUACUACAGCCACGCGGCGGGCCAGGGCUCCGGCCUCUACUCCACCUUCACCUACAUGAGCCCGGCUCAGCGGCCCAUGUACACCCCCAUCGCCGACACCUCCGGGGUCCCUUCCAUCCCGCAGACCCACAGCCCCCAGCACUGGGAACAGCCCGUCUACACACAGCUCACCAGACCUUGAGGAACGCUUAGAGAGCGACCAUGGCCGUGAUGAUCAUAAAAAGAACCCAAGAAAUAACACGCGACCAACAAGAAUUCUCUUUGGACAUUUUUUUUUUUUUCUUAUUUUUAAAGACAUGCACGCUGAAGGCAACUCGAACUCAGAUUACAAGACAGAAACAUUGACUAUCCAAACGCGUUACCACCUUGUUGCGAAUCAGUGGCCAGGCCACUCUUGGCUAGAGGGACCAGCAGAACCGACGGGAAACUGGACUGGAAACGUUCAAAGCAAGCGUGGAGGGUGAUGGAGAUUCGUGUGACCAGUUUGCUCAGUCUCUCUGCCUGUUUGGACUUUGUAAUUAUUUUUUAGCAGUAAUUAAAGAAAAAAGUCCUCUGUGAGGAAUAUUCUCUAUUUUAAAUAUUUUUAGUAUGUACUGUGUAUGAUUCAUUACCAUUUUGAGGGGAUUUAUACAUAUUUUUAGAUAAAAAAAUUAAAUGCUCUUAUUUUUCCAACAGCUAAACUACUUAGUCGAACAGUGUGCCCUAGCUUUUCUUGCAACCAGAGUAUUUUUGUACAGAUUUGCUUUCUCUUACAGACAAACAGACAAAAAAAAAAAAAGCGUGUGUGUUGUAUUAACCUACAGAAGCCACAGAUUUGUGUUACAUGAUCAGUUUGGGGGGUUAGCUUUGCUUAAUUCCUCAGGCUUUCUGAUUCAAGGAGGAGUUGCCUUAGAAAAAUCAAGGCCUUAUUUUGCAGAUACGGAAGUAAACAAUAGUCUAGAGACGAUUUGGUAAGCCUUAUCGUAUAUAUGUCUUUUAAACAAGAAAAAAACACCUUAAAGCCUUAAAACCAUGCUGCUGGAAAAGCCUUGUGCCCUCUUUUAGUGCAUUUCCUCCUGUGUUUGCUCGCUUACCGCAACCUUAAGAAAGAAGCAAAAGGCAAGCAAAGGAGACGAAAUCUGUUUGGGGAAUGUUUCAGCAGCCAAUACUGUGCCCCAGCACGCUGCCCCCUGGUUGCCUGCCCGGGCCCCAUGUGGAACACAGAUGCUAGAAUCCUCUCACUUACACUGUCACCUGUGCCUCUCUGAAAACCAGCAGUUAACUUCAAGACAUUCCAUGUGCUAAAAUUAUUUAUUUUGUAAGGAGAGGUUUUAAUUAAAAACAAAAAAAGCUUCCUUUUUUUUUUUUUAUUUUUUAAAUUUACCUUCUUUAAAAUAGGUUGUUGGAGCCGUCCUCAAAGGGUAUGGUCAUCUGUUGUUAAAUUAUGUCCUUAACUGUAACCAGUUUUUUUUAUUUAUCUCUUUAAUCUUUUUUUUUUUAUUAAAAGCAAGUUUCUUUGGAUUCCUUGUCCUAGAUUUGUAUAAAUGCCUUUUUGUCUGUCCUUUUAUUUUUCCUCUUUGUUGUUUUGUUGAAAACAAACUGGAAACUUGUUUCUCUUUUUGUACAAAUGAGAGUUUGCAGAUGUAGUGUAUCACUGAGUCAUUUGCAGUGUUUUCUGCCACAGAUCUUUGGGCUGCCUAAACUGUGUGUGUGUGUGUGUGUGUGUGUGUGUGUGUGUGUGUGUGUGUGUUGUGACUCAAAACAAUGCAAGCGUGUGUCAUCGAUGUUCCCCUGCGUGUUCUCUUGGAGAGGGGGAGGAACGGGGAGGGGGGUCAGCCCACUGACAAACCUUAAUUCUUAAUUCUGUGGCUGGAGAGUGAGGAUUGCUUUUUAAAAAAGACAGCAAACUUUUUUUUUUAUUUAAAAAAAGAUAUAUUAACAGUUUUAGAAGUCAGUAGAGUUAAAAUCUUAAAGCACUCUUAUAAUAUGGCAUCUUUCCAUUUCUGUAUAAAAGCAGAUCUUUUUUUAAAAAAAUAUUUCUGUAACUUAAGAAACCUGGCAUUUAAAUCAUAUUUUGUCUUUAGGUAAGGUUUGGUUUGUGUUUGUGUUUUGUUUGUUUUGCUUGUUUUCCCCCCCAAACCUUUUGUUUUCUCUGUGAAACUUACCUUUCCUUUUUCUCUUCCUUUCUUUUUUUUUGUAUAUUAUUGUUUACAAUAAAUAUACAUUG
Messenger RNA from Physeter macrocephalus (sperm whale), 2934 nucleotides. RefSeq names its product transcription factor SOX-9-like. The transcript is spliced from 2 exons. Lineage: Eukaryota; Metazoa; Chordata; Mammalia; Artiodactyla; Physeteridae. The coding region runs from base 1 to 909 and encodes 302 amino acids. Gene Ontology annotation, biological process: heart development; negative regulation of transcription by RNA polymerase II; chondrocyte differentiation. Gene Ontology annotation, molecular function: DNA-binding transcription factor activity, RNA polymerase II-specific; RNA polymerase II cis-regulatory region sequence-specific DNA binding. Gene Ontology annotation, cellular component: nucleus. The record is from RefSeq and is a predicted model, not a curated record.